CUUUCCAUUCGAAAACAUGUGUGUAAAUCUUGCAAGUCCGGCGAUAGGAACGAUAGUGUCGCAAUCGAUAAAAGUUGAAAGAUUGGGCCAACAACAAAGGAGCCAACUCCGGCACUCAAUUUUCGGCGAUGGAGACGAAGGAACGCCUGGUGGUCUACGACUGUGAUAUUGGAACCGACGAUGCCUGGGGAUUGGCCAUGAUGCUGCGGGCGGAGGAGCUGCCGGCUCUGCCAGGAGGCAGGAGCUCCAAGGUGGUGGCCAUAACGACGGUGCAGGGCAACACGGAUGUGGUCAAUGGGACACUGAAUGCCCUGCGGAUUCUGCACACACUGGACAGGCGGGAUGUGCCCGUUUUCAAAGGCUGUGCCGAUCCCAUAGUGCCACGAACUUGGGCCUACACCAAUCGUUUUCAUGGCGUGGACGGGCUCAACGAUGUGGGCAACUAUCCGGAGGUUAGCCUAGAGCAGGAACUGCAGCCGGAGCAUGCCGUCAAUGCCAUGUACCGCCUGGCCAACCAACAUCCCGGUCAAGUGGACUUCCUGCUCUGCGGCCCACUCACCAACUUUGCCAACUGCAUUAAUCUGUACGGCCAGGCAUUUCUGGACAUGAUUGGCGGCGUCUACAUGUUGGGCGGCAACAUGUACGCAAAGGGCAACGUCACCAAGAGUGCCGAGUUCAAUUUCAUGAUGGAUCCCGAGGCGGCGCACAUUACCCUGGAGCGAGUGCCACGGCCAGCUUUGGUUGUGCCCUGGGAGACGUGCAUCGAUGGCGAUUUCGGCAUCACCCUCGACUGGCGGCUAAAUGAUCUGGGAUCUGUGGACCAUCCCUUCGUCCAACUGCUGACCAGAGUGGAGCGCUCGAUGCUGGAGCCGCGCGGCUUUCAGAAGUGGAUCAGCUGCGAUGCCCUGCUCACGGCCACCUACCUUUUCCCGGGGGAAAUGAUAGCCGAUCAGCGGGAGUACUAUGCCACCGUGGAAUUAAACGGCACCCAUACCCGUGGCCAGAUGGUGCUGGAUCACCUGCGCGGCCGCAAAGUGGAUGCCAUCCACGGCAAGAAGAGCAACGUGCGCAUCGUAAGACGCCUCAAUGGCGAGCCCUUCCGCACGAUCAUCGCCUGGACGGGAUUCCUCAAGCAAGCCGAUAUCGCGCAACUUAUCGUUUAGCAUUUUUAUGAGGUUUGAUGCAAAUAUAAUGAAGAACUUAUUGUUGAGAAGAGAAUUGUGAAAGUAAUGUGCCUAAAGUUGGUUUAGUGUUAAGACUGCUUGGGGUCCGACUUAAACUUCCCAAUGUUUUAGUAGGAGUCCAUAUCGAAAUCUACUGGGUAAUCCUGUUAGCCACUGCAUAUUCCUAGGUUCAGCAGGAUGUUGGCCACCUCGAGACUCCUGGAACUUGGAUUUAUUGAAAAAAUACAAUUUUUAAAAAUAUAUUUUAUAACAUUUCUAAAUGAUACACAGUCUUUUGAUGUAUUCAGUCUACCUAUGUUUGUUAUCAAUGUUUCUUACGAUGUAUUCCAAUUCAUCAUGUAAUAAGAUCAUAGUCUAGCCUUAUAAAUUACAAAAAAAAAAGUUAUUACAAAAGUAAUUUGACCUAUUUUUAUUUGAUGAUCUAAAUAUUUUUAGACUCUCAAAAUGAUGGUGUAAAGACUUGUAUCUUGUAUCUUCUCAGAAGUAGUAAAUCUACCACAAUUGCUUAACGUCAUACUUUUAGGUAAUUAGCCCUCUUGUGUAAGUUAACCCAUUGUUCGACUGUUUAUGACCUGAUAAGGCGGCACCAGGUGUGGCCUGACUUGGCCACAGAUUAUGCUGAAGUGCUUGGGGCAGCACAAACAUUUUUGGUCAUGGAUAAGGCUUAGUCACAUUCUGUGACAUGGAAAGUCUAUCAGCUGAAAUACUGAUAACCCAAUCUAAGAAACAAUAUAGAGGUUUAAAAAAUAUGGCUCGCAUUUUGGAAUGUCAUACCUAGAUAAAUUUGUCAUGAAAUUUUCAAUUGAUUGGUGGCAUACGUAGCUGAAAAGUUUAUUUUUUAAUAGGUCCUCAUUUGCACAAAACAGUCAGUCUCUUUGUUGUGCAUUUUCUUCUACAAAACUUAAAAAAAAAUCCAAUUAAGUUUCGGGUUUUUCAUAAUAUUCCUGGAAAAUACAGUUCUUAUUUUAAACUCGUAUUAAAUUUCCAAUUGAUUGGAUUUUACAGGUGCAAUUGUAAUAAUGAAAUACAUCAAUAAUUAUAAAAAAAUUUCGUUUUUCGAAACCAGCCGUAAAAAAAUAGUUAAUUUAGAAAUUAACAAGAAAGAGUAAAACAUUUAUCCAAAAUUAUACUUAGUCUACCAAAUAUAGUAGCAAUUGAUUAAAUACCCAAUCCAUUUGAAACUACAAAAAUGUUUGGUGUAUAUAUUUCCUUCUACAGAGGUGUAUAAUCAGUGUUCCAUUAAAUCGAUCCGAUGCGAGUGUUCAAAUUCACAAUGUGCUAUAAAUUUACAUACAUUACUAAAACAAAACAUUGCUCAUCUCCCGAGAAACAGUCCCAAAAAUGUUUUGAAUUUUACAUAAACUUUGUCAUCUUACUUUAAACAGAUUAUUUAAUUAGGAAAUGCAUACAAUCUGAGUGCUUUAAAUGAAUCCAGUUUAUUUAUUAGCAAAUGUUUAGCAUAGUUAAUGAAAUUGCGUUUUUAAAAAAACAUGUUUUAAAUCAAUGUACAAAUUAACAUUUUUAUUUUUUUAUUUAUUUUAUGUAAGGCGUAUACCAAUAAAGUUGAUGUAUAAUGUAGCCAAAAAGACUAACUAACAUUUUAUCUUGUAAGACGCCCACAUUACCUAAUUUAUAGCCAAUGCAGUUUGUUAUGCAAACAGUAAGCGAGCUUUAAUGGUUCAACGAUUUAAUGGGCCCUUUUAUAAUUUUUGUGCGGCAUAAUUUGACCACAGAUUACAUAAUUGACAAUUCUAAUUUAUUUUACAUGGUAUAGUUUGCGUUGUGCUUUCGUUAACGUAGAUAAAAUAUCUCGUAAUUAAUGAAUUUUUCUUAACUACUAAGUAAACAGUGCGUUUUAAAGGUGUAACUUU
Drosophila gunungcola (fruit fly) is the source of this 3055-nucleotide messenger RNA. RefSeq names its product pyrimidine-specific ribonucleoside hydrolase RihA. The record is from RefSeq and is a predicted model, not a curated record. The transcript has 3 exons. Gene Ontology annotation, molecular function: hydrolase activity, hydrolyzing N-glycosyl compounds. The coding region runs from base 129 to 1163 and encodes 344 amino acids. Lineage: Eukaryota; Metazoa; Arthropoda; Insecta; Diptera; Drosophilidae.